AUGAAGCUCAUUAGUUGUCUCCUCUCUCUUUUGCCGGCAUUGACAAUUGCCCUCCCGCAAUCGUCUGCCCCGACAACAUUCUCUCGAAGGGUGGUCUAUACACCCCCUUCGAACUACAACGACCCCCGUGUCCUCUACGCUCGCACAGCACAGCUUCCUAACGGAGACUUGCUUGCUACAUGGGAGAACUAUAGCCCAGAGCCACCGCUAGUGUGGUUCCCCAUCUUCCGCUCUAGCGACAAUGGCUAUACUUGGAAAGAGAUUUCCAAAGUAGAAGACCAGGUCAAGGGCUGGGGCCUACGGUACCAACCGUUCCUCUACGUCCUUCCAGAGGCAUUCGGAGAGUUCCCAGCCGGCACGGUCUUGCUUUCCGGAAGUGCGAUCCCCACCGAUCUCAGCCAGACGCAGAUUGAGCUUUAUGCCAGCCGCGACGGCGGAGUCACGUGGAAGUUCGUCUCCCAUGUCGCAGCUGGUGGUCGCGCCGUCCCCAACAAUGGCCUGACUCCUGUCUGGGAGCCAUUCCUCAUGCUCCACAAGAAGAAGCUCAUCAACUACUACUCCGACCAGCGCGACAAUGCCACAUACGGUCAGAAGAUGGUUCACCAGACCACCACGGACGGCAAGACUUGGGGUCCUGUUGUGGACGACGUCAAAUAUCCCACAUAUACCGACCGUCCUGGAAUGCCUACUGUUGCAAAGUUGCCAAAUGGUAAAUUCAUCAUGGCGUACGAGUACGGCGGCGGACCAGCUAUCACCACAAGCUACCAGUUCCCCGUCUACUACAAGAUCGUCUCCGAUCCCGAGAAGUUCGGCGCUGCAACUGGAAUCUCGCUUAAGGCCUCUGACGGAACUAUUCCCACUGGAUCACCAUACGUGGUCUGGAGCAGUGCUGGAGGAAAGAAUGGCACAUUGAUCGUCAGCGCUCACUCCAGUGGCGAUAUCUAUAUCAAUAAGGGACUCGGAGAGGGGCCAUGGAAGAAGGUAAGCACGCCCGAGGGAAGCAGCUACACGAGGCAUUUGAGGGUUCUCAAAGACCAAUCGAAGCUGUUGAUCAUGGGCGGUGGCCAGCUUCCUCCCAGCACCACCAACCAGAUCACCGUUUCUGUUAUGGACAUUAGCAAGCUAUAG
Aaosphaeria arxii CBS 175.79 is the source of this 1128-nucleotide messenger RNA. Its product is annotated as glycoside hydrolase family 93 protein. The coding region runs from base 1 to 1128 and encodes 375 amino acids. The transcript has a single exon. The record is from RefSeq and is a predicted model, not a curated record. Lineage: Eukaryota; Fungi; Ascomycota; Dothideomycetes; Pleosporales.